GUAUUCUUAAAUGCAAUGUCAUUGGUCAUUACAGGUCCCAAGUGCCCAGAAUUGGAGGUACCCCGAAAUGGCCGACUAGACUGUACGGAAGGGGAUCGUGAGCGCGGACCAUGCACUGUUGUGUGUAACCGUGGUUACCAGCUACUUUCCGGACCUGCGACAAGCUACUGCCUGGGCAGCGUGUGGAGCAGCAUCAUCACAACAUUCUCCUGUGUCCGUGCCUCAGCCCCUAGAAGGCAGAGAAGGAGUGUGAACAUGAGGUUCUCUGGCUACUGCAGCAGUGAGGAGUCCUUCCAGAAUGAAUUCCGUGAUGGCUUGUACCACAGCUUCCAGACCAACGGUCUGUGUACCCCCGGCCAAGCAGACGAAGUCGGACUCUGCAACAGGAAUAACUACAAUGUUCAGUGUGGCCUGGAGAAACGCUCUGUGUUUGGGCGGAUGAAGAGAGCAGGAGAUGGCGUGUCGGUAGAGAUCCCCCUGGAGGUCCAGCCUGACCAGUCUGGAGAUGCUGUGGACACUGUAGAUGAGGGGGAUGAAGUGCUGGAUAAGGCAGUGGAACAGCACCCUCCGCCAACUACCAGUUCUUACAAUUAUUAUGUGCAGGUCGAGAGGCUCACGGACGCAGGCGUGACGGUAGAGGCGCGUGGAGAGACGUAUGUCAGCACGAGUGACUCAUUUACUGCCUCCGCAAUUACGUACGAGUGUGACCAAGGCAUGGUUGAGGUCAACAAAGUCUGUGUUACCUGUCCUGCUGGAACUUUCCAUGAUGGAGACAAGUGCACAUACUGUGUUCAGAGCUUCUACCAGCCUGAGGAAGGGCAGCUCAGCUGCAAGGCAUGUCCAGAAGGAACCGUGACAGACAUGCCGGGAGCCUACAGGAAAGACCAAUGUAUGGUUCCACCGGAGCCCCAGUCAUCAGCUGGUCUCCCCAUCGCCAUCAUAGCGGGGGCAGCUGGGGGAGGCGCACUCCUUAUCAUCAUCAUCGUUGCCAUUGUCUGCUGUGCUCGCCGUGCCAGCAGGAACAAGGAGGGUGGGAGUCCCGCUAAGAAAAACGAAAAGGUUCAGAAUUUUCCCAACAGCAUUUAUGAGCAUCCCGCCGGGGGGUCCGUUCCCCCACAGGAGAAUGUGUACGCUGAGAUACCGGAGUAUGGUUACAAGGGAGAUGUGUCUGCUGCCCCGCCCCUACCAGCGCAGCGCAAAAGUGGCCCGCCUAGUGAUGACACGUACCAGGGGUUACAGAAAACACAGGAUAACACAUACCAGGGCCUACAGCACCCUGGACGCGACAGCCGCAAGAAAAUGAAGGUCACCACUAUUGCGUGAAUAAGGGCUAAAUCACGCCACCCACCCAUAGUACUACAGUAAUGCAAGUGUCUCUAUAUCACUUUCAAAUCAUUCAAGGGCAGCACAUUUGAUAGGGGGACAGCAUUGGACAACUUUGUAACGUACUCCGGCAUCUCAGCUACAAUUUCAUAAAUUUACAGCAAUAGAUAAGCCUUAUGGCAAAACAGAUCACAUCUGAACUUGAAUUGUACUCUUUCAUAUAGAUACUUGUCAUGUGAGCUGUCAAGGUGACAAGUUGAGGUGUAUACAAUUGUUUUACCUGUGUGGAAAGUGGAGCAACAUAUUCAAGAUGUCACUACAGUCAAUCAUUUCAUUUCAUCAUAGUAGCUGCAUGAAGUUCCUUUGAUUUUUACUUUUCUAUUAUACAUGUAUUAU
Branchiostoma floridae (Florida lancelet) is the source of this 1719-nucleotide messenger RNA. RefSeq names its product sushi, von Willebrand factor type A, EGF and pentraxin domain-containing protein 1-like. Lineage: Eukaryota; Metazoa; Chordata; Leptocardii; Amphioxiformes; Branchiostomatidae. The record is from RefSeq and is a predicted model, not a curated record. Gene Ontology annotation, molecular function: transmembrane signaling receptor activity. The coding region runs from base 16 to 1323 and encodes 435 amino acids. Gene Ontology annotation, biological process: cell surface receptor signaling pathway. Gene Ontology annotation, cellular component: membrane. The transcript has 5 exons.